Aspergillus oryzae RIB40 is the source of this 2097-nucleotide messenger RNA. Its product is annotated as Zn(II)2Cys6 transcription factor. Gene Ontology annotation, biological process: DNA-templated transcription; positive regulation of transcription by RNA polymerase II. Gene Ontology annotation, molecular function: sequence-specific DNA binding; DNA-binding transcription factor activity, RNA polymerase II-specific; zinc ion binding. Bases 1 to 2097 code for a protein of 698 amino acids. Gene Ontology annotation, cellular component: nucleus. The transcript is spliced from 5 exons. Lineage: Eukaryota; Fungi; Ascomycota; Eurotiomycetes; Eurotiales; Aspergillaceae. The record is from RefSeq and is a predicted model, not a curated record.
AUGAUUCGCCAAAUGAGUCAGGAGAACCGUCUUAUCACGCACCGUAAGUGCGAUCACCAAGACCGUGAAGUUAGGUCUCUGAACAAGGCUUUGAGACUUAGUUGCCAGAGAUGCCAUUCGCAGAAAGUCAAGUGCACCGGCGGAAAGCCCUGUUCUAGAUGCCUGGUGGCUGGGUGUGAGAAAGAAUGCAGAUAUAUUAAACGCGACCGCAAAGUCCGUGUCGAUGAAAGCUACCUAGAGCAACUGAUCCAAGACAGUCAAGAACUUCAUCGAAAUCAGCGAGAGUCAGUCAGCAACAUCACCUUCGGGGCAGAGAGUGGUGGCGUUCCAACCUCCACACGUAAUCCAAUAUCAGAGAAUGACUCCAGUACACGAAAUCCGCUAUUAAAGGACUGGGCGUGGUUUCAAACACAGAACAAGUCGGCUCUCCCCAUCUAUGUUAGCGAGGUAGCCUGUACUGCAUUUGCAACGCGCCUGUGCCAAUGCUUGAAUAGCAAGGACGCUUCAACUUCAGACAUGCCACGAAUGAGGUAUGUUAAGGAGUCUGCUCUGGGAGUUCUUUCAUAUGGAGAGAUUGAAUGGCCUAGCCUUGCCCGCGCUCGAUUGCUUGUGAAUACUGCGCUUGGCCACGCCAAUCCACCAUUCCACCUCGCACUGCGGAAGACCAGCGUGGACUACCUUCAAACUAUUUACCAAAACGCAACCUUCGACGAUCCUGUUUUAGUGUGCAAGUACUUUGCUCUUUUUGCUCUAGGUGAAGUAUGCUCGGUUCCGAGUGGCAGACUGAACAAUGACACUUCACCUGGCACAACUUACUAUGCGCGUGCCAUCAAUAUGAUUUCUGUGCUACCGGAGAGACCCAACAUGGCCCAUAUAGAGGCUCUCUUAAUUCUGGUAUUGCUUUCUCUCUUCCUCUUUACCUCGGGAUUUACUGACCUGUAUGAGGCACUUUGUAGUCAAUUUCUGAACAGGUGGCAUUCAGCCUAUGUUCUGGUAGGAAUCGCGUUGCGACUUGGAUUGUCUGCUGGCUUCCAUCAUAACAUCCCCGAGACGCAAUACCCUGAUCCCAUCGCAAGGGAGAAUCGCAUUCGUGUGUGGUGGACGAUAUACAUCUUUGAUCGCUUUUGGGGGCUAAAGCUUGGACUUCCAAUGCAGGUCAACGAUGAUGAUAUCCAUGUUGAUUUUCCUUCAAACCUCGCUGUUGAAACAUUCCACGACGAGUUCGCAGACAGUUCAUACCAGGUGGCUGUCAUAGAGCUUGCCAGGAUUUCUACACAUAUUAUGCGAAAUAUCUACAGCCGCCAAAAAUCUGCGGAAACAUUAUUACAAAGAGAGCAAAAGCUCCUGAACGAGAUGAAGCAGUGGAUGCAGUCAGUUCCUGAUCAUAUUCGGCUCCAACCUGACACCCAUAAUCGCAGGUGUACCGUUCUUAUUCAUCUACAAUUCAACUAUUGUUUGAUUCUUGCCAUACGCCCACUAUUGCUGGGCAUACUCGAUCAUAUUGCAACAACAGAUUUCAGCCCCGAAACUACGUUAUCGCCUGCCCUGGCCACCUUGACCGAAGCGUGCAUUCAUUCUGCACGGCACACCUUGAUUCUCUGUGCUGAUGAAUGGACGAAAGGAUCUAUCUCCGUGUUUGGAUACGCCUUCGCACAGUACAUUUUCACAUCGUCGCUUGUCCUUGUUAUUUCAAAUCUCCUCCCAUAUGGAAAUGCGGAUGACUUAGCAUCUAUUGAUACCGCUGCGGAGAUGUUAAGGUCUUUCGCCGCAGAUGGUAACCUCAUGGCCGGUGAUCUUUACGAACAUAUUCAGAAAGUUCAAAAGUGCCAUAGUAGCGAUGAUGCUCCAUCUGUACCGCAUCCCACAGCGACUACCUACGUACCGCCCACCAACUCACAGAUAUAUCCCACCAGCGUUGCACAGCUUCCUAUUUCAGACCCGCAGUAUAAGACGGCAGAGAUGUCCCUGUACCAACCAACGAUGGAGGAUUUCCUAACCCAAUCGGUUACAGACAUUGGUUUGUUAGACCCCGAAGAAAUAUCAACGAAUCUUCCAGACUCGUGGCCUAGCAUUCCGCUAUGGACCAACGACUUCUGA